AUGUCUACCCUUUUGAAAUCAGCUCAAGCCUUGAAACCAUUAUUUGAUAGAGUUUUGGUGCAAAGAUUGAAAGCAGCUAACAAAACCGCUAGUGGACUUUACAUCCCAGAAAAGAACCAAGAGAAGUUGAACCAAGGUGUGGUUAUUUCCGUUGGUCCAGGUAUCACCAACACCACUACUGGACAAGUAAUCCCAGUUUCAGUUAAAGCCGGUGACCAAGUUUUGUUGCCCUCAUUUGGUGGUAAUCCAGUCAAAGUCGGUGAUGAAGAGUAUUUGCUAUACACUGAUAAGGAGAUCUUGGCUAAGAUUGAAAACAACAAUUAG
This is a messenger RNA of Lodderomyces parapsilosis, 324 nucleotides long. RefSeq lists its product as uncharacterized. Gene Ontology annotation, cellular component: mitochondrial matrix. The coding region runs from base 1 to 324 and encodes 107 amino acids. Gene Ontology annotation, molecular function: protein folding chaperone; metal ion binding; ATP binding. The record is from RefSeq and is a predicted model, not a curated record. The transcript has 2 exons. NCBI's taxonomy places the organism in Eukaryota, Fungi, Ascomycota, Pichiomycetes, Serinales, Debaryomycetaceae.